AUGAGGUUUUUUUUUAAUAAUUUGUUAUUUCAAUUAACUAUAUUUCAAAUUUGUCUUUUAAUAAUAUUUAUCAAUGGAAAUGUUUUAAAAAGAGAUCAUGUGGAUACUGUAACUGAAGCAACUGUUGAUCCUUCAGCAGUUGUUGUAUCUAUUGAAAUGGGAAAUUUUGUUAAUCUUCCAACUGUAUUUGUGGAUAAUUCAUCCAAAAAAAUUAUCAAUGAUGAUAUAAAAUCAAACAAUUUAAAUUCUGUAACAUAUAAUUUAGUUAAUCCAUCUAAUAUUGAUACUCAAGGAUCAAAUAUUGUAGAAAAUAAUACCAAUAAUUCUGCUGUAAUAAUUGGUGUUAAUAUUAUACCUUCAGAAACUCUUGUUCCAACAAUUUUACCAAGUACUACAUCAACAAAUAUUAUUACAUCUACUACUUCUACUACUACAACAACAACAACAUCUACAACUACAUUACCAUCAACAAUUAAUGAGACAAAUAUAAUGUUUAUUGAAACAUCAACUACAACAACUUCUUUACCAUCAACAGAAGAUACUUUUGGUAAAAUAACAUUAGAUGCUGUUGCUGAAGAGAAUGCAUCAAUGAUACAAUUAAUAACUAAAAAUCCACCAACAUCAGAUGAAUCUAAUAUUUUAAAUGAUCUUUUACCAACAGAUCCACCACCAACACUUAAACCAACAAAAGCAGCUUUAGGAAAUGAAGAAGUAAUACAUAAUUCAUUUGGAGAAGUAUCAACAAAUUAUCAAAAAAAUGUUGAAUCAAAAGAGGCAGAGGAACCAGAAGAUGUAGAAUUAUGUUUAGGAAAUAGACAUCUUCUUCCACGUAUAGUUGUAAAUAGUCUUGAAAAACAAAAAAGAAAAUUAUCACGACUUAUUAAUCGUAUAAAUGAACAACAAAAACAACAUUGUCGUCCAGAUCGUUCUCGAUAUCAAGUUGAAUAUCAUAAAUGUCCAUUAUGGCGUAGUGAAAAAAUGGCAUAUUUUUAUCAAUAUAUGCGCUUAGUUUAUUGUGAUGAUUAUGAUAAAUAUCCAGAAUCAAAUAAAUUUAAAAGAACUUACGGUCCACAAAUAAGUUUAUAUGAAAAAAUGUACGCAUUUCAUCAGCAAAAAAUUUAA
Molecule: messenger RNA, 1122 nt
Organism: Strongyloides ratti
Lineage: Eukaryota; Metazoa; Nematoda; Chromadorea; Rhabditida; Strongyloididae
Exons: 2
Coding region: 1-1122 (373 amino acids)
Source: RefSeq, a predicted model, not a curated record